ACUCAUAUGUGCGUGCGAAAUAUAUAGAUGCACGAUAGCCGCAUCGACACGGGUCCCACCGACCGUGUGAGAAAAUACACAUAAGUAGUGGUUUUUCCAUAAUAUUUUGCUUCGUUCAGGCUGCAACGUUUUUUAAUUGUAAAUGUAGCUGCAGCAGACGAUCUGGACUGUGAUUUUUAUCGAUAGUUUGCAAGAAACAACAUCUCGUUAGUCGAAAAACAAAUAAUCCACAACGACUGAAUCGUGCUGUUUUUUAGUAUGUCAAGUGUCAGCCACAAAAUGUGUCAUAGGUUUUAGAUAAAAAGCUGGAUUUACAUUCGAAGAGGAUACUUCAAGUUUUGAAAAUUAAUAUAAUUGCAUAAUUACAUUUGUUCAAAAUGGUCUCUGUAAUGCAACCCUUUAUGGACAUUGAAAGUUCACGCAGUUACAUUGACGAGCUGUAUUCAGCUGACAAUCAGAAAUGUUUUGAUGCAGUAGUCUGUCUGAAAAAUUCUGUCAUUGGCAGCAACAGACAAAAAGGAUCUGUCAUAGCUCAAGGCGUUGUACCCAGACUAUUACAGCUGUUAUGCGAUCCCAACAAUGUGUACGAUGACAAAAUUCGUUUGGAAUCUGCAGUCACUCUUGGUUCCCUGGCUAAGGGAACUGAUCAACACAUACUGGCCCUCAUUGAUUUGGGCGUUGUAACAUCGAUCUUGCAAGUCCUAUCAACGUCAGUGAUUCCUCUGGCAAAUCCUGAAAACAUAAAGCUUCGCAACGCUCUGUACGAGGCCUGCUUGAGAUGUUUGCGCACAAUCUUUCAACAUCAUGCCGCGCCGGUUUCAGCUAUUUUCAUCGAACCCAGCUUCAUACCGAAAUUGUUGCAACUGUCAAACAUAUCCAUCAACAGUCAGGUGUACGUUGCGAUGAUACUGACGGCUGCGUGCAAAACAUGCGAAGAGCAAAACAUCCUACUGGCUGGUGGCGCUAUCAAAACCCUCGCCAAGCAACUAAAAUGCGAAUUCGCCGACGUUCAACUACCGGCUCUGGCCUGUCUCGCCAAUAUGUGCUAUCAGAACGCCGACGUGGCCGCCUUGAUCGCCUCGACCACGGUCACAGACGAGGUCGAGGAGUGCAUCCCGGUGAUACUUGGCCAGCUCAUGGGCCGCGACAAGGGCACCCUGAUACAGCUCGAGGCGGCUCGCUGCGUCGCCUACAUGCACCGUGCUCACGCCUUGGACUCCAACGAUCCUCGAGUCGUGUACAAGGCCCUGCCGACCCUCAUAAGGCUCUGCCACAAGGAGAAGCCGACGCGCGAGAGAAUCGCUGCAGCUGAAACCCUGGCUUAUUUGACCGAGGUAGACACGGACCUGCAGAGGCUCGCCUCGAUCAGCAAUCAUCUCAUACCGACUCUUGCGGACUUUUUGAAACCCAGCUCACAGGUGCACGACGCCGCUCUAGCUCAAGACAUGAGACAAGCGGCUUUCCGGGCUUUCGCCUCCUUGGGAGCCAACGACGAGGACAUUCGCAAGAGAAUCAUCGAGACCGAGAAUCUCAUGGAGCAGGUCGUCAGUGGCUUGCAAGAUCCAGGUGGUCCCAAGGUGCGCUUGGCCGCGGUGCGCUGUUUGCACUCGCUGUCGAGGAGCGUCCAGCAGCUCAGAACGACUUUUCAGGAUCACGCUGUCUGGAGACCUCUGAUGCAGCUGCUGCAUGGUGCUGACAAAUGCUCAGAAGGAAAACCCGAUGGCGAGGAAGAUCUGUUGACAGUUGCUUCUGGCACGCUGUGCAAUUUACUUCUGGAAUUCAGCCCCAGCAAGGAACCGAUUCUCGAAUCCGGUGGAGUAGAGCUACUCUGCUCCCUGACCAAGAGGUCCGAUCCGUCGCUUCGACUGAACGGCAUCUGGGCCCUGAUGAACGUCGCUUUCCAAGCCGAGCAGAGGGUCAAAUCGCAGAUACUUACCUGCCUCGGCACCGAUCAGAUAUUCCGUCUCUUGGCCGAUCCCGAGCUGGCCGUACUAAUGAAAACUCUCGGCUUGCUGAGGAAUUUACUCUCGACGAAGACGCACAUCGAUCGCAUCAUGGCUGAUCACGCGGCUCACGUGAUGCAGGCCGUCAUUCUGGUGCUCGAGGAUCCCAAUCACCCGGCCGAGGUCAAAGAGCAGGCGCUCUGCAUACUGGCGAACGUCGCCGACGGCGAUCGCGCCCGAGAUCACAUAAUGGCCAACGAGGACGUGCUUAAAAAAUUGAUGGAUUACAUGAUGCAUAGUAACGUAAAGUUGCAAGUCGCCGCGAUAUUUUGCGUGUGCAAUCUCGUCUGGAGAGAGGAGCCCGGGGCGGCGCUGCGUCAGGCACGCCUGAAGGAGCUCGGCCUCUACAGAAUCUUACUGCAACUUAGACAUACCAAGGAUACCCAAUUGUUUGAUAAUAGCGUAUUUUAUUCCAGAGUCAAGACAGCUCUUGCUCAGUUCUUCGAUACCUGAGCUAUAAGUACCAUCGAGCAGUACAUCACUAGCGUUUUCGAAGAUAUCGGCAAAAAUAUGACUGAUAAGAAUAAUCCUUAAAAAAAUUACGAAAUUUUCGACGCUAUUAGUAGAUGUUGUAUUUCAAUUGAACACUUUAUCUCACUUGUAAUUCUAGUAAUUGUAAUCUGACAUACAAUUUGUUAUAUGUAGACAAAUCUUAUUGAAAAAGGUCACGACGCGAUGUUAUCACAAUUGUAUGUGUUGAAUUUUCUUUUUUUUUCUUUCUGAAAAAAAGAUAUAUAUCGAACUUAUUACACAGCACUGCAAUAAAUAAUGCAUCAAAAUUUUA
Messenger RNA from Trichogramma pretiosum, 2787 nucleotides. RefSeq names its product armadillo repeat-containing protein 8-like. Gene Ontology annotation, biological process: proteasome-mediated ubiquitin-dependent protein catabolic process. The record is from RefSeq and is a predicted model, not a curated record. Gene Ontology annotation, cellular component: GID complex. NCBI's taxonomy places the organism in Eukaryota, Metazoa, Arthropoda, Insecta, Hymenoptera, Trichogrammatidae. The transcript has 8 exons. The coding region runs from base 378 to 2456 and encodes 692 amino acids. Gene Ontology annotation, molecular function: protein binding.